AUUCUUCUAGCUUCUGCUUAUACACAGUGAUGGCUGACAGCAGGCAUAAUCUUCGUUUGCUUGGCACGUUGUCACCAUGCAACUCAACGUGUUUUGCAAGGAAUGAUCGUGACACACCAUCUCUGGGAGAUACUAUGAGGACAUCCGGCUAUUUCUUGGAAGAAUUUUCUGUCUACCUUCUUUGAGCCCUGUUGUGCCAGCACAUCUCCCCAUGAGGCUCAGAUCUGUCUGACCUAAGAGCCAGUUGGCAUCGUCCUCCUAACAGAAGCCAGAUUUUCACUGGGGCUAGACUAUUUAUUGACAGUGUUUUCCCAGACUGGCCCAUGAGUGUCUCAUUUCCAAGGUCCCCUGAAGUGCUGGCUCACCUCUGUUUCCCAAAGCACUUGCUUGCUUGUCUCUCCUCCCUCCCCAGCAUCCUUUUCACUUUCUUCCCUUAUAACUUCUUGCACUCUGUGUGCGUGUGUGUAUGCGUGUGUGCAUGUGCGUUUCUUCUUUUUUUUUAUCCUAACGAAUUUGUUUUGCAGGUUUUGAAAAGGAAAAACCAGCGUUAUCCAGGAUUGUUAAAUUAAUUCUUAUGUGUUUCCACAUCUUGGACCGUGAUCUCUGUGGUUUUAAAAUCCCAUAUUUUGAGUGGGUUCCGCUGUUGUUUAAGAAAAGUUGCUUUAAACCUUUGCUCUGCAAGCACCCGAAGAGAACUCAUAAAAAGGAAGACAACAGCAGAUGCAAUCGCGGAUGUGGCUUAGUCCUUGCAGCUGCCCCAGAGUGCUGUUUGGAGUGUACCGUCCUCAGUAAUGAAUCCAGAAGAACAAAUCGUGACAUGGCUUAUAUCUUUGGGAGUUUUAGAGUCCCCUAAAAAGACCAUCUGUGAUCCGGAGGAGUUUUUAAAGUCCUCGCUGAAAAAUGGGGUAGUUCUGUGCAAACUGAUCAACAGACUCAUGCCUGGCUCUGUGGAAAAGUUUUGUCUGGAUCCCCAAACUGAAGCUGACUGCAUCAACAACAUCAAUGACUUCCUGAAAGGAUGUGCAACCCUCCAAGUGGAAGUAUUUGAUCCUGAUGACCUUUAUUCAGGGGUCAAUUUCUCCAAGGUACUGAGUACUCUUUUAGCUGUCAACAAAGCAACAGAAGAUCAGCUAUCAGAAAGACCAUGUGGACGUUCCUCUUCUCUUAGUGCUGCUAAUACUUCUCAGACAAACCCACAGGGAGCAGUUUCUAGCACAGUUUCAGGGCUGCAAAGGCAGUCAAAGACAGUGGAGAUGACGGAAAAUGGAAGUCAUCAGUUGAUAGUAAAAGCAAGAUUCAACUUUAAGCAGACUAAUGAGGAUGAACUGUCAGUUUGUAAGGGGGACAUCAUUUACGUCACACGAGUUGAAGAAGGAGGCUGGUGGGAAGGCACAUUAAAUGGGAGAACAGGCUGGUUCCCCAGUAAUUAUGUCCGUGAAAUUAAAUCCAGUGAGAGACCUCUCUCCCCAAAAGCCGUCAAAGGAUUUGAAACUGCUCCACUUACCAAGAAUUAUUAUACUGUGGUGUUACAGAACAUCCUGGACACUGAAAAAGAAUAUGCUAAAGAACUUCAGUCUCUUCUUGUUACUUACUUAAGACCCCUGCAGUCCAAUAACAAUCUGAGUACUGUGGAGGUUACAUCUUUACUGGGAAACUUCGAGGAAGUAUGCACAUUUCAACAGACACUCUGCCAAGCCUUGGAAGAGUGUUCAAAGUUUCCAGAAAACCAGCACAAAGUAGGAGGUUGUCUACUGAGUCUCAUGCCUCAUUUUAAAUCUAUGUAUCUGGCUUACUGUGCAAACCAUCCUUCAGCUGUAAAUGUGCUCACUCAGCACAGUGAUGAGUUGGAACAAUUCAUGGAAAAUCAAGGUGCAUCGAGCCCAGGUAUCCUCAUUUUAACAACAAGCCUCAGCAAACCAUUCAUGCGACUGGAGAAAUAUGUUACUCUCUUGCAAGAGUUAGAACGGCAUAUGGAGGAUACUCAUCCAGAUCAUCAGGAUAUUCUGAAAGCAAUCGUAGCAUUCAAAACUCUCAUGGGGCAAUGUCAAGAUCUGAGGAAGAGAAAACAGCUGGAGUUACAGAUACUGUCUGAACCUAUUCAGGCAUGGGAAGGAGAAGAUAUUAAAAACUUGGGAAAUGUGAUUUUUAUGUCACAAGUAAUGGUGCAGUAUGGAGCAUGUGAGGAAAAAGAGGAGCGGUACCUUAUGUUAUUUUCAAAUGUCCUGAUAAUGUUAUCUGCAAGUCCUCGGAUGAGUGGCUUUAUCUAUCAGGGAAAAAUACCAAUAGCAGGAACGGUGGUGACUAGAUUAGAUGAAAUUGAAGGGAAUGACUGCACAUUUGAAAUCACUGGUAACACAGUGGAGAGAAUUGUGGUCCAUUGUAACAACAACCAGGACUUCCAGGAAUGGUUGGAGCAGCUGAACAGACUGAUCAGAGGACCUGCCUCUUGCAGUUCAUUAUCCAAAACCUCAUCGUCAUCAUGUAGUGCUCAUUCCACAUUUUCCCAGUCUUUUAGCUCUACCGGACAGCCCCGAGGACCCUUGGAGCCUCCUCAAAUUAUAAAACCGUGGAGUUUAAGUUGUCUACGACCUGCACCUCCACUUAGACCAUCAGCAGCACUAGGUUAUAAAGAGAGGAUGUCUUAUAUCUUAAAGGAGUCUAGUAAAAGCCCUAAAACGAUGAAGAAAUUUCUUCAUAAAAGGAAGACUGAGAGAAAACCAUCGGAGGAGGAAUAUGUGAUUAGGAAAAGUACAGCUGCUCUGGAAGAGGAUGCUCAAAUCCUUAAAGUGAUCGAAGCCUACUGCACCAGCGCAAAUUUUCAACAAGGCCAUGGCUCAAGUACUCGAAAAGAUUCCAUUCCACAAGUCCUACUCCCUGAGGAAGAGAAACUCAUCAUUGAAGAAACCAGAAGCAACGGCCAGACCAUCAUGGAAGAAAAGAGCCUUGUUGAUACUGUUUACGCCUUGAAGGAUGAGGUCAAAGAACUGAAGCAGGAAAAUAAAAGAAUGAAGCAAUGCCUGGAAGAAGAAUUGAAAUCAAGAAGGGACCUAGAAAAGCUGGUGCGGAGGCUUUUGAAGCAAACAGAUGAGUGUAUUCGAGGUGAAAAAGCAGGAAGUGGUGGUAGAGAUGGCCUCAGAGUCUUUUCCAUUCAGUAAGAAAGAGAAAGGGAAUGCAGGCCAGUUACUUAAAAGGUCUUCAGAUUGCCUUCAGUUCACAGUGCCUCUGCAACAGCCAUUGCCCUCAGGUCACAUUCUUUGGGCUGGCUGCCCUUGCAAAGCAGCUGGCCAAGGCUUAUUAAAUGUGAACCCAACUUUUCCCCCAGUGCUUUCCUGUACCUGCAAGCCUCUUAGUACUUAAUUUACCGAAGGCAAAUCUUCCAGACUAUGGCUUGAGUAGGAUGAAAGACAAACACAUCUGCCCAAUGAUCCAGCUGCCCUUCCUUAGACCAUCACAUGCCUCCCCUCAAUCACAGGUUUUAAAAUUACUGCCCUAUGUUGUCUAUAAGACCAAGAAAACUGUAGUACCCUUAUUCCUUUUGUGUCAUGUAAAUUGUAACUCAGGGGGGCAGAAGCUCUGGUCACCCACACCAACACCAAAUCCAUCAGCAAAUUCUACUGGACAAUCCUCCCUUUUAGUAGCAGAGUUGACCGCCUUUUCCCAUUGCAUGAUAGGUUUCUUUCCCUCAUUCUGCCUAGUGUGUAAGUUUUCUAUUUCCCCAGUGCUUUUAGCCAACCUUACCAAGUGGUGUGUAAACUAGUAUGUAUGUGCUUUGCUUACUUUUUAAAAAAAUGUAGUUAGACUGUGAGGAGUUACUUUAUGUAUGCUGCAUAUUCAAACUGUGAUGUUUUAUCCUUCAAAACAAUCUGCAUUAAGAAGAUAUUGUGCCCUAGUAGACAGCUUUCAUUCACUUUAUUACUCUCUCAUAUAUGCUGUGAGAAGUUGUAAUAUUAAUUGGCCUCUUUGGGUGGGACUCUAAGCAGUAUUUGCAGAAAUAUGCUUCUGGUCCAAUUUGUACAUCCAGAACAAAAGGGCCCCUCUAGUAGCUGUGUGCUGGAUUAUUCGGGACUGAUUAACUCAAGUUGCUCAUUGAAUCACAUCAUCCAUUUUAUCCCAGAAACUAGAACUGUGAGAAACCAGGUUUAGAAGACAGUCACAGAACAGCACACAUCCAAAUUCAGCGCCAUUGAAAGUUGGCCUAAGGCUCAGUGCCACUCACCCCUCCCUCCCCAAAAGACAAGAGAAAUUUGGCCAGAUGGGGAAGGUCACUGGAAAUUGAGGCCAAAGGGCUGAUCAGAAUUGCCUUUAUAAUAUAUUUGAUGGAUGCCUAUAAAUGUGGGUUUUGCAAAUGUUGUUUAAAAACCAAACUUGAAGCCAGGCAUGGUGGCCCACACCUGUGGUCCCAGCUACUCAGGAGGCUGAGGUGGGAGGAUCAUUUGAGCCCAGGAGGUCAAGGCUGCAGUGAGCUGUGAUGACACCACUGCACUCCAACCUAGGUAACAGAGAGACACCUCUGUCUCUGAAAAAACAAAACUUGAAGUUUGAAACCCCCAGCUUGCUGAGGAGCCCUUUUUAUUUUUGGUACUGAGAGUCUCAAGGUCCCAUAGCUACAUGGUACAGGGCUGUUGUCUGCUUGCUGCACAGCAGAAAUUACACCAUCCACAGGAAAUGGACUAUUCUUGCAGUCCAACAUCAGCCAACCACACACAGCCGUGUUUGGAAGCUGAAGAGUAAAGAAAUUUCUAGGAAUGGCUGUUGUUCUGUUUUUUAGCACAGCCAUUUAGAUAUAACAUCCUUCACUUAAAAAUUAAAAACAUCAGUACUACCACCACCAACAACAACAUCAACACAGAUCUUCACAUCUGCCCAUUCUGUGGUUAGUCAAUGGCUUGCAAUAAAUGUGCAAACUGCAUCUAUAGGAAACAUUUUUGUGAUUACGGAAUACUUUAGUUGAUUGCUGAAAAUAUUGAAAGGUCUUCAUUUUACAGUGAUGAGUACAUAUGCAUGUUUCGGGGACUAGGCCCUUCUGAUGAGGGGCCCUUGGUACUCUGGAUAACGAAGCUUGUGCAGAGUGGUAACCAUGCUUACACACUAAACUAUAAUAUAAAGGAAAUGAAGCCAUGUUAAUCUGAGAGCAGUGUCGCCAUAGUUGUGUUGUUUACAAUACUCUAUAAAUGGGUUCCUGUUGCCCUGUAAUUAAACUGCUGCCCGUAGAGGCCUUUCAGUUCCUUUUCUGUCCUGUCCCUUCUUAACACAAGCUCAAAUUUUCUAACUUGUUUUUAUUUUGAAGACUUUUAAAAUGGACAUUUUCAAUACAUAAAAAUAAACAGUGCUUUAUAAAAA
Pan troglodytes (chimpanzee) is the source of this 5340-nucleotide messenger RNA. It is a transcript of the gene ARHGEF6, whose product is annotated as Rac/Cdc42 guanine nucleotide exchange factor 6. Gene Ontology annotation, biological process: intracellular signal transduction; lamellipodium assembly. Lineage: Eukaryota; Metazoa; Chordata; Mammalia; Primates; Hominidae. Gene Ontology annotation, molecular function: protein binding; guanyl-nucleotide exchange factor activity. The record is from RefSeq and is a predicted model, not a curated record. The transcript is spliced from 23 exons. The coding region runs from base 792 to 3155 and encodes 787 amino acids. Gene Ontology annotation, cellular component: cytoplasm; lamellipodium.